Pseudogymnoascus verrucosus is the source of this 1276-nucleotide messenger RNA. RefSeq lists its product as uncharacterized. The transcript is spliced from 2 exons. The record is from RefSeq and is a predicted model, not a curated record. The coding region runs from base 65 to 1234 and encodes 389 amino acids. Lineage: Eukaryota; Fungi; Ascomycota; Leotiomycetes; Thelebolales; Thelebolaceae.
CGCGGUCGUUGCUCACGUUCUACCCUCCCCCAUUCUCUACCAAUAUAACCUAAUCUACCUUCUUAUGUCGGAUCUAACAGAACCGCGCAGCAAGUUUGAGCCUCACGUUUCAUUCGACAACUUCGCUGGCGGGGAGCCGACGGAGAGCAAUACGAUAUCGCUCACGUUGAACGAGAAACAUCGAGGCUAUCAGCACAACAGGCGAUCGCGUACGUUUAUGGUAGGUGUCGAUGAAAAUGCCUACUCUAAUUACGCGCUGCAAUGGAUGCUAGAUGAAAUGGUGGACGACGGCGAUGAGAUUAUCUGUCUGCAUGUUGUCGAGAAAGACUCGAAGAUUAGUAACGACAAGAGCGUUACACAGAAGAGUUACCAGAAGGAGGCCAGGAGGCUUAUGAAGGAAAUACAAGACAAGAACGCCGAACAGAGGUCUAUAAGCAUCGUGCUUGAGUUUGCUGUUGGGAAGCUACAGCAGACAUUCCAGAAAAUGAUCCAGCUUUAUGAACCAGCUAUGCUCAUUGUCGGUACAAGAGGUCGCAGUCUAGGGGGCGUCCAAGGCCUGAUCAACAAUCGCAACUCCUUCUCCAAGUGGUGCCUACAAUACUCUCCCGUGCCUGUCGUAGUCGUACGACCGAACGAUAAACGAGACAAAAAGAAGAAGAAACGAGUGAACGACCCCACACGACACAACUACGCGCACAUGUUGGAAGGGAGCAGUUUAGGGAUGCAUGAGGCGAAUCUGCUCCCUAGCAGGUCAGAUAUUCCGGUCGAAAUUCUCCCAACUAGAACGCCAGACGACGAAGCACACGAGGUCGCUGCUGCGCUUGGUCUUCCUGCGAGAUUUGACCCCACAAUCCGGUUGCUGGAUGUCAACAAGAGGCUGCAUGCGCAUGCGCAGCAGAAGCAAACGCAGACGCAGGCGCAAACCCAUAGCACGACGGCCUCACAGGAAAGCUUGUUUGAUAGCAGGCCAUCCACUCCGGGUGGGGGAGGGACUUUAAAGUCUAGUGUUGCAGAUAGCCGUGGGGCUAGUGAUGAUGAAUCGGGAGAUGACGACGACGAAUUUGAGGUUACGCCUGGUGGCGCCUUGAUUGGGGAUGUUCCGGAGGCUCUGGAGAAGCAACAGAAGCUACAUGCGAUGGAGCAGGGCGAGGCGGCGGCAUUGGCUGCGGGGCGGAAACGAUCUCUUGAAUCGGUUGAUAGUAGUAUCUCCAACUCGGGAAAUGAUCAAGGAUAGAUGCAUGGUACUUUUAAUUAAUGAAUAUACUUUACUUACGCG